UCAGACUGCUCAACCUCAGUGAUCUUUAUCAUUCUGGACGGUUUUGAAUUUACUUGUUGAAAAAUGGAACCUGGAAACACAAGCUUGAACAAAGCUAACAAAAAGAGAAAGCCAGGUCGAAAUUAUGGGCAAGGUCAAGAAAAUAAUAAAGACAGCUUCAUAUCAUGCAGUUUAUCUUUAAUCCACCACAUGCUGAACAUGACAAUACACACACUGAUCCGAGGAGAUGACAAACUCAGCUGUUACAUGGAUGAGAUGCUUCAUAGCAUUUUCUUCUUGGGGUACAUUUAUGACUCAAGCAAGAUGGAUCCCAAGAAGUUCUUCAAAACUGAUAAGAUAUAUGAUCUUGUCAAGAAGCUAUUUUGUGAGGCUUUCCAGAGCUACACAACUCAUUUGCCAACACGCACUCCAUUUUCUAUUCUUCUAAACAUGAUGGAGAUACUUCACAGCACUGAAAAUAAAAUAAAAGAAGAGCUUCUGAAGCUGCUGAAGGAACUCAGAUUCCCAAACCCUCUUCACAAACCAGGCAGCAAGUAUGAGGAAUAUUACACACUGGAAUCAACAGUGAUCUGUGUGUGUUAUUCAGAUUCUGAUCCACAGCGGUACUACGGGGCAUCUCUUUCCUGCAGAAAACAAAAUGCAAAGAGAAUUCUGAUCGACCUGUCUUGUCUUCAAACGUGGCAUGAGUAUGUGUCCCAUGCGGUCAUGUCAUUUUAUCCAGAAGGUCCUGGUGAUGGUAUAACAUUCCCCGAGUCAGUGAAAUGUCAGGCAUACUUUAGAGACCGGAAAGAAAAUGUUUAUGAAGAAAAACGUCCAUGUUUAAACUGUAAGCAACUGUUUAAUCUGAAAGAUGCAGACCCAGAUAAAGUGUUUCAUCCCUAUGGGAACUGUGCUGAGACAGAGUGCUUGAGCAAUCUAUUGAAAAGUAAUACAUGCAUAGCAAAGAAAACACAGUUGAACAAUUAUACAGCUGAAAACCUAAAAAAACUCAGAGGUGAAACAAAAGACCGCUUGAUAAAGGAGCUUAAAAUGCUUGGCAUUGAAAUUGUUGAUCAGAACAUUCUGUUCUACAGCCCAGUGCAAAGGAAGGGUGAUGAAUUCAAAAAUAAAUUAUUACAUUUGCUAUCUUGAUUCUGGGAAACAUAAAACAUUGUAUGAACACAAAGUUUUCAGAUCGUUUAAUCUUGUAUAUACACUACCUUUCAAAAGUUUGGAUCACUUUGAAAUUUCCUUAUUUUUGAAAGAAAAGCACUGUUCUUUUCAAUGAAGAUCACUUUAAACUAAUCAGAAAUCCACUCUAUACAUUGCUAAUGUGCUAAAUGACUAUUCUAGCUGCAAAUGUCUGGUUUUUGGUGCAAUAUCUCCAUAGGUGUAUAGAGGCCCAUUUCCAGCAACUCUCACUCCAGUGUUCUAAUGGUACAAUGUGUUUGCUCAUUGCCUCAGAAGGCUAAUGGAUGAUUAGAAAACCCUUGUACAAUCAUGUUAGCACAGCUGAAAACAGUUGAGCUCUUUAGAGAAGCUAUAAAACUGACCUUCCUUUGAGCAGAUUGAGGUUCUGGAGCAUCACAUUUGUGGAGUCGAUUAAAUGCUCAAAAUGGCCAGAAAAAUGUCUCGACUAUAUUUUCUAUUCAUUUUACAACUUAUGGUGGUAAAUAAAAGUGUGACUUUUCAUGGAAUAUACAAAAUUGUCUGGGUGACCACAAACUUUUGAACGGUAGUGUAGUCUGUGCCAGAUCCUACACAAGAGUACAUGUUGGAUCUUGUUUUAUCAUGUGGUCUGUUUGUUUCUAACAUAGAGAUAUGUGAUAUAUGUGAGUUUCUCUGACCACAUGCCUGUUUUAUUUAUGAUCUCUCCUCAGUCAUGUGCUUCAAUUUAUUGUUGCAAUACAUUUACUUCUUUCACUGCUGCACAGUUGUCUGUUGCUGUUAAAAAUUUGGUUGAGUCUCACUCGGGCUCCUCCGUUUGUUUUAAUACUAAAGAGUUAACCUUAUUCCACUUGCUAAAACACCCUAGAUACUGUUACUCCCCUUAAAGGAGCUGUGUCGCGUGUAGUGCACAUGCUCCGCAUGAAUCAAAAUCUUGAAAACAGUUCAGCCCAACCAGAAAUCAAAAGUUGGAGAAUCCGUUUGAUUAUCGUCAAAAUCGACUUCCAUUGUCGCUAAACUAUCUCAUCUCAUCUCAUUAUCUCUAGCCGCUUUAUCCUUCUACAGGGUUGCAGGCAAGCUGGAGCCUAUC
Molecule: messenger RNA, 2236 nt
Organism: Neoarius graeffei (lesser salmon catfish)
Lineage: Eukaryota; Metazoa; Chordata; Actinopteri; Siluriformes; Ariidae
Exons: 5
Coding region: 64-1131 (355 amino acids)
Source: RefSeq, a predicted model, not a curated record